CUAUAAUGUGUGUAGAGAAGGUGUAGACCGUGUCAAUCAAUUAUCACUUAAUGAGGGAAUAAAUUAGCAAUUAAUCAAUUAUCACUUAAUGAUAGAGGUGUUUUCAUGUAAUUUUUAUCAAUUAUCACUUGAUCACAUUCCAUUUAAUGUAACACCCCGUCCCAAAUCGCACCGGAAUUCGUGCACGUUGACCGAGGUUGAUCGUUGAUCGAGCGGGUCAAAAGUUGACUUUUUGCUCUAGUUGGAAUUUCGAGUUGACCAGGAUACCGUGGCAAAGUGCACGAUGCCCCGAGUUCGUAGACUAGUAGCAUGUCAAAAACAGAGCUACAGCUUGAAAGUUGUGAGCAAAACAAGUUGAGGUCCAAACUGUCCAAGGGGUGCUGGAGUUGACUUUUUAUUUAUGGGGAAAUGAGCUUUGACUCAUGCAUGGUUGUGAAGUGCUCGUCGAUACGAGUUCACAGACUAGCAGCACGCUUAAAACGGACAUCCGGUUAAAAAGUUAUGGACGUUUGAAAUUCGCCGGAUACCGUAUUAUUUUAUUAUAUCUGGCUUAAGUGAACAGUGAAAUGCCGCGUGUCAGCUUCUGAUUGGUCCAUGUGGCAUGAACAGUGUCACACAGUGGCUUUUAUUUGAUAAAAAUCUCAGGGAAGAGAGAGAAAGAGAGAGAGGAGAGAGAAAGAGAGAGAGAGUCCGACCGGCCGCCUGACUUUUUCAAAUUUUUUGGCCGACCUACUGUACAUGCACCUGCCAAAAAGAUUCCCCUCCCCAUUUCCCGAAAAACCUCAAAGUUUCACGGCGAUCGGCCGCCGGACGCGCCCGGAUCGAGCGUUUGAAGAUUGGCGGUGACUUUUUCCCUCCACCUCCGAUUGGCCCAUUUCCAGCCAUUUUUCGGCCACACGCGCCAGCUAGCCAGCACCACCUCCUCAAGUCCGGCCGACCCACCAAGUUUCACGGCCACCGGACCACCGACGCGCCGGGAUCAGAGAGUUUUCCGACGAGGGGCCGGAAAUCUUCAAACCGUGAUUUCUCCGCCGUCCAGCCUCCGUUUGCCUCACCGCCGGUCCCGUUGGAUUGCUCUCCCCACGAUCUACAAAUCUGCAAAAAAUCACAGCCAACGGCCAUCGCACGCGCCGCCGCCGAUGACGGUUGCCGGUGACCGCGGCGGCUCGCCGGAAGUUACUGUUCCGGCGAGUACCCAGUCCCACCGCCGGCUCCUGUCCAUUGUGUUCGAUCUCCUGAACCCGAAUCCGGCAUCCAUUUCCGCCAAUUCGUGAUGGUUUGGAAGAAUUGCGGAGCCGAAACCCGAAAAGCUUUCAUGCGAGAUUCCGACCCCGUCGGGUCCGAUCACCGGAAAGUAAGACCGAAUCAGUGAUCCUCAUCACUCGAGCUUCGAUUCGGUAUAUAACUAGUAACUUUUAGAUAUCGUUUGGUGUUCGCUCCCCGGGUACCCAUUUGGGAAUUACCCGAAUAAAAUAUUAAUAUUUUUAGUUGGUACACUGUGGUUGUUUAGGUGCGCGUACGAGUGGUGGAGUUGAUCCUGCGGAGGAUCUUAGUUGAUUUACGCGCUCAAGGUGAGUGGCCCACCUUCAAAAAUUAUUUUGGGCAAUUAAUUAUGUUUAAUUGGUAUUUAAAUUAUGCUCAUGUGGUACAAUUUGAUUAUGGUUUUAUUGUGAUUUAAUUUAUUAUUUAUGCAUGAGCAAAGUAUGUUUCGGUAAUAAUCAUACGUGGUUUUAAUUGUUAUUUUCUGGGCAUAAUUGGGUUAUUUAUUUUAUGAAAAUAUUUGUUUAAGUUGGUGGUUUAAUUUUAUAAAUUAUGCCCGCGGUAUUUUAAUUGUUGCACCUCGUGUUACGAGAAAAUUUGAGGUUUAUUGGUUAUCGAUGUUUUCGUACCGGUAUGUUAAAUAAAAAUAUGUGAGAUGGUAUUUUGUGAAAAUUUGGUAUAUUUCCCACGGUAGUUUUGGAAAACGGUACGGUUGGUUUAAUAAUUGUUUUAGACUCAUUCACACAGUAUUGGUGUUCUGGUAUAUGUAUAUGUGGUUCAGCGCGCAAGUAUUAUUAUUUCACCCGUGAGUUGCCAUUGGACCGUGGGCAGGCAAGUCUUGUAUAGUGCACACAGCCACCCCCCUCCUUGGCCGGGAUGAUGGUUUCAGCAGCGGUACUGUCGGGACGCCGAAGUGCCGUUUGCAAGUUUCUCUCUUUAACCCCCCGCCAGUCGGUGCUCAGGACGCUGAGUAUCGGAGGGCAUCACUGGUAUAUGGUGUGGUGCGUCAAGUUAAGUGUAAUUGUCAGGUGUAAUUUGCAAAUAAUGUUUCAAACCCCAAAGGUGUUCAAAAAUUAUUUAUUAUAAUUUAUUACAUUUUAAUUAAAAAUAUUGGGGUAUGUAUUUAUUUAUUUAUUGUUUAUCAAAUGGUUUAAUCCCUUGGUUUUCGGGAAGUAUGUUCAUCGGGUUUUGUGAAAUUGUUUUAAAAAGGGAACAUUUCAAACGGAGGGAUUGGUGAGAGUUUUGAGGGAAAUUAUUAUUUCCAACAGUCAUUAUUAUUUAUUUAUUUAUUGUUGGUAUUUAUUCAAUUCCCUUAAUUGUUAUUAUUAUUAUUUUAUUAUUAUUAAAAGUGUUCAGUAGUUAGGGUCACUCAUUGAGAUGAUUAGCAUCUCACGUUUUUAAGUUCCGUUCCCUUAGGUGCAAGUGGUGGUAGACGUUCUUCCGGAGCGAACCAAGUUUUCCGCUGCUGUUGUGUUUCGAGAAAUACUUCUGUACUCUUUCAUUUCAGUGUAUUAUUUCUUUCAUCCUUGUUGUAUUUCUGUGAUUAGCACUUCUUAAAGCUCUGUAUACUAUUGGAACACUUAUGUUUUAUGUAUGCACUGGACUGUUGUUAUUUUUUAGAAGUGCUGAAAUUUGUGGAACACUUGUAGUUUGUGGGAGGAAUAAGGGGGUGAUUAUAGAAGUGUAUUUUCAGUGCAGGUAAUUUGGGGUAAGUCCAUCCCUUAGGGGAGGUUCUGCCGGAUUUUCCGUUGGAGAGUCCGGUAGGGUUUUCCUGGGAUCAUGGCUUGUCUAGGGUUCCGGGGAGGAAUUCUGGACGGGUCCUGACAUUUAAUGUGUUGUUUAUUUUGUCCUUUUUUUUUUUUUUUUGUAGAUAUGGAUCGAAGAAAAUUAUUCACAAUACAAUCUUUUUGUUUAUGCUUUAUGGUUGUCUUCCUUAUGUAUAUGUAUGUAGCAUGGCAAAGGAGAAAUAAUGGAGAAGUUAGGAUCGAAUAACUAGGGGGACUGAAUUGUGUACAUCAUUUUUAAAUAGUUUGUUAGAUAAUGAUGUUAAUUGCAUUAGUCAAAUGAGGAUGGAUAGGAGAACAUUUGGUGUUUUAUGUGAGUUAUUAUGUCAGGAUGGUUAUGUUAAAAGAGAUGGUACUGUUACACUGGAAGAGCAAGUGUGCAUAUUUUUGCACAUAAUUGCUCAUCAUGCAAAGAACCGUACAAUUAUAAGUAGAUUCUAUAGAUCGGGGGAAACAGUUAGUAGAUAUUUCAAUUCAGUAUUGAAUGGAGUGUUACGUUUACAUGGAAUUUUGUUGAGGCAACCUGAAUCUGUGUCAGAUAAUUGUUCGGAUGAUAGAUGGAAAAUGUCUAAGGUAUGUUUGUGGAAUAGUUUGGUUACUAAUCUUAUAGUUAGAUUAUUUGUAGUAUUAUCUGACGUGAGUGAAUUUCUUUGUGACAUAGAAUUUUUUGGGAGCAUUAGAUGGAACUUAUAUUAAGGUGAAAGUAUCUGAAAUCGAUAAGCCAAGAUAUCGAACAAAGAAGGGUGAGAUAGCCACAAAUAUUUUAGGUGUAUGUAAUCCGAAUAUGGAAUUCAUAUUUGUAUUGCCUGGUUGGGAAGGUUCCGUUUCGGAUUCUAGAGUACUUCCAGAUGCAUUAAGUAGACCAAAUGGCUUAAAAGUACCAACAGGUAAGAUCAAUCAUUAAUUUUUUCAUUGUAAUGGACUAACAGUGCAUAAACUAAUGGGAGAUUUUUUUUUUUUUUUUUUUAUGUAGGUUGUUAUUACUUAGUGGAUGCUGGUUACACUAAUGGUGAAGGAUUUCUUGCACCAUAUAGGGGAACAAGAUAUCACAUUUCCGAAUGGAAAGAUGGUUGUGCACUCACAACUUAUCAAGAGUAUUUCAACAUGAAACAUGCAUCUACUAGGAAUAUCAUAGAAAGAUGUUUUGGGGUUCUUAAAAUGCGUUGGGCAAUUUUAAAAAGUCCAUUGUUCUAUCCAAUUUCAAUACAAAUCAAGAUAAUUACUGCAUGUUGUCUUAUACAUAAUCUAAUUAGAAGAGAAAUGACACUUGAUCUUGGAGAAAUUGAAUAUGAUAGGGUGGAGAUGUGGACAUCAGUGCAGAAGAGGACAUUAUAGAAUCAAUUGCUUCCUUGAGUCAAUGGACUAACUGGAGAGAUGAGUUAGCUAAGCAAAUGUUUGAUGAGUGGAGAGGUCGUCGUGCAAUGGAAGCUGGAGGUUGCAGUAACAAUAACAAAGGAAGUGAAGCUAAGCGUACCUGGAGUAAAGGUGAGGAAGAGGCUUUGCUGAAUAUUUUAGAUGAAGCUAUAGCUAGUGGUCAACGUUGUGACACAGGAUCAUUUAAACCUGGCACACUGAAUAUGAUUGAGAGGCAACUAGCCGAGAUGUGUCCUAAUUCGGGAUUGCGAGCAAGUCCACAUAUUGAGUCAAAGAUGAAAAAAUGGAAGAAGCAAUAUGGUAUAAUAUACGACAUGCUCAACAAAAGUGGAUUUGGAUGGAAUGACUCUCUUAAAUGUGUGGAGGUUGACAGUGACGAUGCUUGGAAAGCAUAUGUGCAGUGUAAUCCAAGUGCAAAAAGUUGGAGAAGUAAACAUUUUCCCAUGUAUGAGAGGCUUACUGAUAUUUUUGGAAAGGAUCGGGCAACAGGAGUUGGAGCACAAACUCCAAUUGAUUUGGUUAACGAUAUAAAUAUGAAGGUUGCAAAUGAACAAUUUGAUGAUAUUUGUUCUCCAAUGUCUGUUAAUCAAACACAUAGUGAACCAUCCACACAAUCCCAAGCAAGACGGAAGAGGAAAGAUAAAGCGAAGGAUGAUGACAUCGUAAAGGGGUUGGACAAUGUAGCGGAUAAAUGGUUUGGUAAAUUGGCUGCAACGUUAGAAAAACAAUAAAAAUCCGAUAUCACUUAUCCACAAUACUUAGCUAUGGAGCUUGAUAGGUUAUGAUUUCCUAUUAGAGACAAUCUCAGAAUCUCUAAGGCAAUGAAAUCGGAUCCAUCGAACAUAGAGGUUUUCAAAAUUAUUAAAACAGAUGCAGAUAAUAUUGAAUUUGCUAAUUAAUUUUUAGAUAACUAAAUUAGUAUUGUUGUGGAUUAUAUUUUUAUAUCUAUGUAUGAGAGGAUGACAAUUAUGAAUAAUUCAAUUUCAAACUUAUGGACAUAUGUUGUAAGGUAUUGGAUAUUGGUUUCUAAUUAUGUA
Messenger RNA from Ziziphus jujuba (common jujube), 5455 nucleotides. RefSeq lists its product as uncharacterized. The record is from RefSeq and is a predicted model, not a curated record. Lineage: Eukaryota; Viridiplantae; Streptophyta; Magnoliopsida; Rosales; Rhamnaceae. The transcript is spliced from 3 exons. The coding region runs from base 4436 to 5149 and encodes 237 amino acids.